AGAUAGAGAAAUGCUCUGGGUUAAGCGAAGCACCAAAAUUUAAAGAAAUCAUCACCGUGACGCUGCAACCAGAGAAGAUUAUUGAAAAUGACUACCGCCAUUAAAAUCAACCAAACUCACAAUCGAAAUGACCCGAACCGUUUGAUUACACGGAUCCUAACGAACCUGUCCAAAUUAGCCGUGGAUUCUACCUUCAACGACUCUCUCAAAGGCGUCACCGGUCCUAGGAAACUUUAUAAGAUUGUGCAAGAGAGAUUGAAGCGUCCACCAGCUUCACUCCCCUCAAGUCACUGUAAGAAACCCGAAGAUGCAAAAUUAGCAGCGGAGAUGCGAAUGAAAGUUGAAAAAAUGAUUGAAGAUAUGGCUAAGUUAAAUCAGCAAGUUGAGACGUCAGCCAAGCGCAUAGUAGAGGAAACUGAGCCUGUGAAGAAGGGACCAAAUGAAGGCAUCAAGAAAUUGAUGGUUUUGGAACCUGAGAAGAGAAUUUUCAUCCGGUCUCGGUUGUAAUCUAAAGCUAACUGGGACAACCUUGGAAUCUGUAUUGUAAAAAGUGCGAAGCAUCUGAUAUACAUAUGAACGUUAGCUCUCUUAGUAUGGUGGAUACGGAAUGGCUGUACACUGUGAUGUCUUUUAAAUCUAAAUCACAACUUGUAAUAUUAAUAUGUUGUGUUUUAUCUAUGAAUAUUCCAAUAAUUGUGAUUUA
Molecule: messenger RNA, 703 nt
Organism: Mercurialis annua (annual mercury)
Lineage: Eukaryota; Viridiplantae; Streptophyta; Magnoliopsida; Malpighiales; Euphorbiaceae
Exons: 2
Coding region: 88-507 (139 amino acids)
Source: RefSeq, a predicted model, not a curated record